GAGAGAGAGAGAGAGAGAGAGAGAGAGAGAGAUGGGGAGCAAUACACUGGUGGGAUUUCAGGACCAUCUGAAAUUAGCGAGGGAAUAUGCUCUUGAAGGCCUGUAUGAUACUUCGGUAAUCUUCUUUGAUGGCGUUAUUGCUCAGAUCAACAAGCAUCUUAGUUCAGUAGAUGACCCUUUAAUGCGUGCAAAAUGGAUGAAUGUGAAAAAAUCCCUUACUGAGGAAAUAGAAGUUGUGAAGCAGUUAGAUACAGAGAGAAAAGCUUUUAAGGAAAUACCCAUGGGUCGACGUGCAGCUUCUCCUCCAAUUCAUGCUAAGUCAUCAUUUGUUUUUCAACCGUUGGACGAGUAUCCAACUUCUUCAGCUCCUUCCAUGGACGAUCCUGAUGUCUGGAGGCCGCCAAGUAGGGACUCUGCAAGUAGAAGGCCUGCAAGGGCUGGUCAAGUCGGUACGAGGAAGUCACCACAGGAUGGGGCUUGGGCUCGUGGUUCCACCAGACCAAAUACUACUACUCGUGGUGCAAAGUCUGGUGGUCCAAGUCGUGUUAACUCUGGUGCCCGUGCGGCGACUACUGGAAAGAAAGGCUCUAGUACUACUGGUAAAUCUAGCAAGACGGAUUCUGCAAAUGGUGACGAUGAGGGAAAUUCUAAGAAGGGACAGUAUGAGGGACCUGAUCCUGAUCUAGCUGCUAUGCUCGAAAGAGAUGUGUUGGAAACUAGUCCAGGAGUGAGAUGGGAUGAUGUUGCUGGCCUCAGUGAAGCAAAAAGACUUCUGGAGGAAGCUGUUGUUCUUCCCCUGUGGAUGCCAGAAUAUUUUCAGGGAAUAAGGAGACCAUGGAAAGGAGUCCUAAUGUUUGGCCCUCCUGGGACUGGGAAGACAUUACUUGCGAAAGCUGUGGCAACCGAGUGUGGCACAACCUUUUUUAAUGUUUCUUCUGCCACCUUGGCUUCAAAAUGGCGUGGGGAGAGUGAGCGCAUGGUCCGGUGCCUGUUUGAACUUGCAAGAUCUCAUGCACCAAGUACUAUCUUCAUUGACGAAAUUGACUCCCUAUGUAAUGCUCGUGGGGCUUCUGGUGAGCACGAAUCAUCCAGAAGAGUGAAGUCAGAACUUUUAGUUCAGGUAGAUGGUGUAAACAAUAGUUCCUCCAGUGAAGACCGUAAGAUAGUGAUGGUUUUGGCUGCAACAAACUUCCCGUGGGACAUUGAUGAGGCACUUAGGAGGAGGCUUGAAAAGCGUAUUUAUAUUCCUCUUCCUAAUUUUGAGAGCAGAAAGGAGCUUAUCAGGAUAAAUCUAAAAACUGUUGAGGUGGCUCCUGAUGUGGAUAUCGAUGAUGUUGCUCGCCGGACAGAAGGAUAUAGUGGGGAUGAUCUAACAAAUGUCUGCAGAGAUGCUUCCUUGAAUGGAAUGAGACGUAAAAUAGCUGGAAAAACUCGCGAUGAGAUUAAGAAUAUGGCCAAGGAUGAUAUUUCAAAGGACCCUGUUGCCAUGUGCGACUUUGAAGAAGCAUUGAAGAAGGUACAGCGAAGUGUUUCUGCUGCUGACAUCGAACGGCAUGAGAAGUGGUAUUCAGAAUUUGGGUCUGCAUAAAUUUCACGCUAUGAUGAAGAUAGUAAUGGAUUCACCACUUUCCAUUCUGCAGAGUGAUUUGUUUUUUUUUAAUUUUGUUUUCUGAUAAUCAUUGUGUUGUCUCGGUGUGACUAAUAGUAAUCCAACUGCAGCCUUCUAUACACUUGUAAUCCCUUGCUUCCCUUAACCACUGAUUCUGUGCAGCUUUAUCAUUUACGAAGAAGUUUUAAGUUUUCAUUGACAUUCAACAAUGAAUUGUAUUAUUUUAGAUCUGUUAAUGUUGCCAUCAAUUCACGCCAUGAAAUUAGUUUUGAA
Cucurbita moschata (crookneck pumpkin) is the source of this 1882-nucleotide messenger RNA. Its product is annotated as katanin p60 ATPase-containing subunit A1-like. Gene Ontology annotation, cellular component: microtubule cytoskeleton. Lineage: Eukaryota; Viridiplantae; Streptophyta; Magnoliopsida; Cucurbitales; Cucurbitaceae. Gene Ontology annotation, biological process: microtubule severing. Gene Ontology annotation, molecular function: ATP hydrolysis activity; microtubule severing ATPase activity; microtubule binding. Bases 32 to 1588 code for a protein of 518 amino acids. The record is from RefSeq and is a predicted model, not a curated record. The transcript has 8 exons.